This is a messenger RNA of Nylanderia fulva, 3405 nucleotides long. RefSeq lists its product as uncharacterized. Gene Ontology annotation, cellular component: membrane. The record is from RefSeq and is a predicted model, not a curated record. Lineage: Eukaryota; Metazoa; Arthropoda; Insecta; Hymenoptera; Formicidae.
UGGCAUUUCUUGGAGCAGCUAGCAGACAGCCCGUCCGUUUUAUUAAUCGAUCAUUCCGGGAGUCGCUGUGCGUGAAUCGCGUUCGAGUUGGCUCGCGGCCUUGAGAGCUCCGAGAUAGAUAGAUAAUAAGACGCGCUUAAAUACGUUAUCCGGGAAAAAUGUAGCUAUCAGGCGAGUUCGCGCGUGAACAUCUCCCACAAAACGGGACUGACAAGCCAUGUCCUUGCGAGACGAGAUGUGAUCGGAUACGACACGCACUUUGCAUACACGUACGUCAGACGCGACGCUACCGAUCGAAUAAUUAAUUUAAAAAAAAAGAAAGGAAACCACCGAGGGAAAGGAUCGCCGCGCACCGGGACACAGCGAAGCUAUGACGAGAUAACAGAUACAGAAUGAGGUACAGCAGCAGCAGCAGCAGCGGUAACCUAUUCGGUUACGCGGUCCUCACGUUCACCCUCACUCGUCUCAAGGUACUCGCAGAAAGUGGAAUUGGAUGUAAAGAUCAAAAUGGACGCACUUAUAAUAAUGGUAUCUAUUAUACUCCUGGACCUGAACCGUGUACUUUUUGUAUUUGUGACAAUGGCAAUCCAAAGUGGUGCAAAGCAUUUAUUUGCAAAUUUCUCGAGGAGAAUUGCAAGUCUUUCCGUAGAGGAGAUACCUGUUGCGAAUUUAUUUGCUUGGAUGACACACUGUCAGCGAUACUUAAUGACAAAGAUGGAACUAAUGGAAUAGAUGGAAAUGCCAAUUAUGAUAUAGGCUUACGAUCAGUUGCCAGUUUUGUGACAGCAAUAUUUUCACUGAGUUUGUUAUUCUUUUUGAUUCAUCGUUUGCGUCAGCGUAAAAUACAAGUUUGUGUAGCGGGUCGAGAAAACAGACAACUUGGAGAUGAUCAGAGAAGCUUAGGCAGUAUGGGAUAUUUGGACCGAGGAUUGCCUCAUGGGGUUCCCAUGGACGACAUAUCUUGCGGGACAGGUUACUCAUUGUGGAAACCACCUGGCAGCAAUUACUUCCCGCGCGGCGAGGCGCCUCCGCCCUACGAGGAAGUAAUCGCUGCGACGAGGGCGGAACAACUGCUAUCAAUGAAUCCGCAUACUCUACUAUCAAUAAACUUCUCCGAUAAUUACAUGCCAAAUAUGAACAAUCACACGAGCAUGUCGGUCGUCGCGGACGCACAAAAUGAAUUAACUGUAAAUGAGUUAACGCAAGCUUCAUCUAACGAUAAUCAUAUAAAUACACCCCUGAUGUCUUCGUCGAGUAGACCACUUCCUAGUCCUAGUGCAUAUGCGUCUGGCAAUUAUCGACCGAUGAGUCAGAAUAUCAAUGCAACGUCUACCGUUGGUCUGAACACCAGCACAUCUACCACGAAUUUUACAAUGGGAACAAACACAUAUGAGAAUCUACCCAUCUCAUCGAUCGGUACGAUUAAUUUCAACGUUGACAGUCAACACUCUGGAAUCAAUAGCGCCAAUACGCAACAGCCACUAUUGCCGAUCUCGCAUUCCACUAUACCUAAGAAUUACCGUCAGCACACGACGAUCUUUCCGCGUCAGAACGACGCCGGUGCGUUCACGAUAUCGGCGACUUUGUCGAAUUCGGACGUGCCCUCCCAUCGCACGAUCUCGCGAACGUUGACAUCUCGCAUCACCGACAGAGCGAAAGAUAUUCUGACCGAUUGCUCGGCGAAGGACUAUCUCCGUUUAUCACCAAGCAACAUCGCGACACCGCAUAAAAGCUUGUCGCAUUCUAUGAAGCUGUCCGAGGUUGCAGCUUGCUCAAACAAUUGCAAAACUACUACCAAAGAUGUGGAUACGUUUUAUACGGAUGAUACUCCAACAACAUCAGCGUCCGGUUUAGUAGCGCAAUCCGAAACGUCUAAAACAGAGACGGCAGAGGUACCCGAGAAAACUCGCGAAUACACACCUUCAUUAAGUGUAGCUAACGAGAUCAAUCAGAGCGGCAGCUUCGAAUCAAUGACGUAUACAUGCAGCAUGCAAGCGUUGCCGACUCUGCACGAUGACACUGACGAUUAUAGAAGCGAAUGCGAGAACUGCAAAAGUGCGACGGGUUCUCGUUAUUAUCUGGAUAACGAGGACGAACUAGUCACCUCUCUUCAUGAAACCAUGACGUUACACAGAAGACCGGACGAAACAACAAGUGCCACACCACAGUAUUAUAGAACUUCACUUACACUGCCGACGAGUACACGCCAACGUACAAGGAUCACCGGGGCUCGUGAAAAUUGGUUCAACACUAUGCCAGAAAGUUCUAGCGGGUCUUCUGAUGAAAACUAAGAAAAUAGUGGAAAAUGUUUAAAUGCGCAAAAAUAAGAUUAUUAUACACACAUACACACAAAAUACAGUAUCUGUAUCCAAUUAUUAAAAUUAUCUAUACAGAGUGUCCCAGAAUUUUCGCGCUUCUGUUCUCGGAUAAGAUCGUUGGUUGAAUGUCAAUGCAAUAAUAAUUUUUGCAUCGUGUUAAGACAAAAAUAUACAGACUUCCUAUAUAAUGUUUAUCGCGAUAUAAAGAGAGCUCUCUUAAAAAAGCUUCACAAAUCUUUCCAUUUCUUCGAUACAAUGGCAGUUUAAGUCUUCCAAAAUUCCCUAGCUUCCUUAUACUCUCAAUGUAAUAUUUGAGAGGAACUGCCAGUUUUUGGGACAUCCUCUAUAGUGUGUGAUCGCCACAAUUAUCAUUAUUCUACAUUAUAAUCUUCACCACCAUUAUUAUCAUUGUUGUCAUUGUCAUGAAACGGUGGAAGUUUGUGAGAUUUUAUAUAAUGAAACCUCUUGUUGUUAGUCCAAAGUGAAUCGAGCAAAAUCCAAGAGGAAAAAUUCACAGUAAAAUUUUGCAAACUUUCGCAUUCUGUAUCAGUAUUAUUACAUCACUAUUCUUAUUAUCGUUGCUGCAUUAUUCCGUGUUAUUUUUUUAAAUUUUAUUUUAUUCUCAGAACGAGCACAAUUUAGUUACAUUGAACAUAAUUAUAUAAAUUUUAACAAUAGAUCUUUACUGUAAAAAGUAGAAUAAAUUCAUAUCUGUAUAUGUACAUGAUAUUAAGAGAGAAUCACACAAAAAAAAUGUUUAACAAGUCAUGAAAUUCAUUCUUUCAUGGAAUAUCUACAAAAGCGAAAUUUAUACAUACAUAUAUAUAUGUAUGUAUGUAUAUAUAUGUGUAUGUUAAUAGAUUUGUUAAUAUAGGUAUAUAAGUUGCGCGCGCGGCACCGAUGAGAUAUUAUUGAAGCGGUCGUGUGAUGAAUUUUUGUGAGUAUUAAAUAGUCCGACGCUCCCGGAGAUAAUUUAUUAAUAUUAUCACCGACCGCUUUCGAGAUGAUACAAAUAUCCAAAAAUGCGCAUUGUUAACUUUAUAAUUUACAAUUGUGCCCAUAUUUUUUAGAUAUACAUUGAAAAACC